UUAUGCGCAGUGAGGAAGGUCAGUGACUAAGGUUCAAAUUUCAAACUUCAUGGUUAUUUACCUGUUGCUACUUGCUAGGUUAUAUGUUAUAUGUGCAUAAACUCAUUUUAGAACCACGUUAAGUGUACCUCUAAUACCAGAUUAAGAUAAGAUACUGACGUGUUUUAUAUGUAGGUAACUUUUAGUAAAAUGGAGUUCGUCAGCCUACCGGUAACUGCUCUAAAAAACGUUGUUAAUAAUCACUUUUCUUCAAAAGAACCAUGGCAAAUAGUAACAAUAACUACAUCAACAGUUCUUCUUUCAGUAUGGAUUUACGAGUUUAUAUUUCAGGAUGAAAGCGUCAUAGAGAGAGCAAAAAGAACCUUCUUUAAAUAUAUUAGAUUAAUACCAUCGAUUCGGAAGGAAAUUGAUUUAAAAAUGGCAGAAGUUAAGGAUGCUUUGGAGAAAGAUGUCAGAGAGAGAGAACAUCUGGUUAAAUAUAUCACUCAGCUUCCUACUGCUGGGUUAUCUAGGAAUGAUAUUCUUAGGACUGUUGACAAUAAUUUAAACCUUGGUGGAUUUAAUUGGAAGAAUGGAAAGGUGUCGGGUACAGUUUAUUAUUCAAAUCCUGAACUGCUAGAGCUAGUGAGAGAUGUAUAUGCUAAAACAUCAUACACAAAUCCCUUGCACCCGGACGUAUUUCCUGGUUUAUGUAAAAUAGAAGCAGAAGUUGUGAAAAUGGGAGUUGAUAUCUUUUAUGGAGAUGCUGAAACUUGUGGAACAAUGACAACUGGAGGUACAGAAUCAAUUUUAAUGGCAUGUAAAGCAUAUCGCGACUAUGCACUGGAGGAAAAGGGUAUUAAAAAACCAGAGAUGGUGAUCCCUACCACAGCUCAUUCCGCAUUUCAUAAAGCGUCACUUUAUUUUAAAAUACGUAUACGUUAUGUUCCCAUUGAUCCACACACCACUCAGGUUAAUAUUAAAGCGAUGAAGAGAGCGAUCAAUUCAAACACAAUCAUGCUUGUUGGUUCAGCACCCAACUUUCCCUACGGUACUAUGGAUGACAUUUCCGCAAUAUCUGAGUUAGGUUUACGGUAUAAUAUUCCUGUUCACGUUGACUCUUGCCUGGGCGGUUUCCUGACGGCGUUCAUGGCAGAAGCCGGUUAUCCCGUUCCGAUAUGCGAUUUUCGACUACCAGGUGUAACAAGCAUUUCUGCGGAUACUCAUAAAUAUGGUUUCACACCAAAAGGUUCCUCAAUUAUACUUUACAGUAAUCGAAAAUUCCGUCAUCACCAGUAUACAGUAACGACUGAAUGGCCUGGUGGAGUUUACGGUUCUCCGACUGUUAAUGGGUCACGUGCGGGUGGUACUAUCGCAGUGUGUUGGGCAACUAUGUUAAAUUUCGGAAAGCAAGGUUAUAUACGAGCAACUCGCGAAAUUAUACACACAACUAAAUACAUAGAAAAAGGGUUAAGGGAUAUUAAAUCAUUGUACAUCUUUGGUCAACCUGCGACUAGUGUAAUAGCGAUUGGUUCUUGCGUGUUUGAUAUUUAUCGCCUUUCCGCCAGUCUGAUAAAAUUAGGGUGGAAUUUAAAUAUCUUACAAUUUCCAUCAGGCAUACAUAUUUGUAUAACUCAUGUCCAUACACAACCCGGUGUUGCUGAUCAAUUUUUAAAUGAUGUUCGAGAUGCUGUUGGUGAAAUACUGGAGGAACCGCAGGCUCCAGUUGAAGGAAAGAUGGCGAUAUAUGGAGUCGCACAAAGUGUACCAGAUCGUUCUAUUGUAGUAGGCUUCACACGAUGCUUCCUAGAUUCCAUGUAUUAUACUCCAACAAAAGAAGACACCAACAAAAAAUAAAUAACUUUUAUUAGGUAUGAUGUUCGUCUAUAAGUGGAAAUAUUAUCUUUAAUAUGUUAAUAUGAACUAACUGUUGGAAUAUAAAUGUCUAUUCAUUAAAGGGCGGUAAACCAAA
Molecule: messenger RNA, 1951 nt
Organism: Photinus pyralis (common eastern firefly)
Lineage: Eukaryota; Metazoa; Arthropoda; Insecta; Coleoptera; Lampyridae
Product: sphingosine-1-phosphate lyase
Exons: 9
Coding region: 190-1836 (548 amino acids)
Biological process (GO): carboxylic acid metabolic process; sphingolipid catabolic process
Cellular component (GO): endoplasmic reticulum
Molecular function (GO): pyridoxal phosphate binding; sphinganine-1-phosphate aldolase activity
Source: RefSeq, a predicted model, not a curated record